CCGGGCGCGCUUCGCUAUUUCAAAACUCAUAACGUUUUCUUUUUUUCAUAGAAAAGUUUAAUUCUAAAGCUCUCUGUGCCAUGUGUGCAAUCGUUACGGAAGAGUGUAAUUAAUUAUAGUCAUAUAACGAUCGCAUAACUCUUACAACGGUUCUUCUGUGCCAAUGGCAAGUAAGAAGUUACGAAGGACGGGCGUCUCAGCGGAACUCUGCGAGCGACUCAAGCGCCAUCAACUGGAAACCUGUCAGGAUGUCCUGUCCAUCACACCAGUGGAGCUCAUGCGGCUGGCUGGACUCAGUUACCCCGCGGCUCUGGAGCUCCUGCAGCUGCUCAGUAGAGCCUGUGCCCCGGCUGUGAGCCGCGCAUGGGAUUUGUGGAGGAAGAAAGGAGAGCUGUGUUUCUCCACAUCACUUCCUGCCCUGGACACAUUACUGCGUGGAGGACUGCCGAGGGGUGCUCUCACUGAGGUGACCGGCCCGUCAGGCUGUGGAAAGACUCAGCUGUGUAUGAUGCUCAGUGUUUUGGCUACGCUGCCGAGGACUAUGGGAGGUCUGGACAGCGGGGUCAUCUUCAUCGACACAGAGUCGGCGUUCUCUGCUGAAAGAUUGGUCGAAAUGGCACAGGCCAGAUUCCCAGAGUUCUUCUCGGUGAAGGAGCGUCUGCUGGAGAUGGCAUCUCGUGUUCAUCUCUUCAGGGAACUCACCUGCCAGGACGUCCUGAAUAGGCUGGAGCGUCUGGAGGAAGACAUAAUUGCGUGUCGAGCCGGGCUCCUUAUUUUGGAUUCUGUGGCUUCUGUUGUGAGGAAGGAGUUUGACACGUCGCUGCCGGGAAAUCUAACGUUCAGGAGUAACUUACUGGGCCAGGAAGCCGCUGUACUCAAGUACCUCUCGCAGGCCUUCUGCAUCCCAGUGGUUUUAACUAACCAGAUCACCACACGUGUGGGCGAGAAGGUUCACUGUCCUCAGUGGAAUCAGGCAAAUGUAUCUAAGGAGGAGGACUCAGGUUUUGUGACAGCGGCGCUUGGAAACACAUGGAGUCACAGUGUUAACACACGCCUCAUCGUCCAGUACGAGGACACAGAACGGAGACAGAUUGUCAUAGCAAAAUCACCUGUGGCCCCUUUUGCCGUGCUGAGCUACACUGUUCAGAAGGAGGGCAUCCGUCUUGAGGCCUUGGCUCACAAAGGACAAAACGAGGCUCUUAUUAAGCUGCCCCUUUGCCAGGCCACAUGGAGGAUUUGCGAGUUCAGUGGGAUCUGCAGGAACAACAAGGGAACAACGAAACUCUUCAUUCUGUCAGGAAAGCAUGGCAGAGGAUCCUGGACCUACAGGAAUGAAAACCCAGAAAGUGUUUUAAACCAAGGAACAGAUCCAGGGCUUCAGCCAAUCAGAGUGAGGACGGGGUUCAUCUGCAACCUUUCCCAGGCCACACCUUCUACUGGUUAAGAACUUCCUUUGGCCCCAGAAUGCAGUGGCCGUUAUUGCCAUAUUUAAAGGCCAAUAAACAAAUGUGAAGUGACUAAUGUUUUCUAUGUCAGUUCAACUCUCAAUGCCGUCCAUUAUCUGAAGAGAACGAUGUGUGAUGAUGCAUUUGAACAUCAAGGUUAUUUCGAUGGUCAUUUGGUGACUAUAGUGACUACCAUGAGGUAUACAGAAUUUAAUAUUUAUCAUCCACCAUAGCUAUUCCUAACACCAUGCCUGCUCUAUUAUUUCUUUCAGGUACAAGCUAUGGUUAACCAUUGCAGGAACAUGUGGUAGACACAAAGUAGACGGAUUGGACUUUGUAGAACAUUACCUCCAUUCUCAUCCAGUUAGAAAACUGCAACAUCAGUCAGCUAUUGAUUGACAGAUGUAUUUUUCCUCUCGCUGCUCGUGUGAUAAGACAGCAGUCUUGGACAAACGCUUCUUGACCCUGGCUGGCCGUUGCCAUGGAUUCUGUUCCCAUGACUCCUGUUCCCAUGGUUCCUUCUGCCUUAAAGGGAAGUUUGUCUGAUUAGAUGAACAAUGGUGUUAUUUUGGGUGGUUCCCCCUUUUUCGCCUUGUUUUGCGUUUCAUUGUAUAUGUGCACAGAUACGCAUUGACACAUUCUUUGUAUUUAUUUUUAUGACUUGUUCCUUCCUAGUACAGCUUUUAUAUAGAGUUCUAACAUUAAUAAAUGCAAACUCAAGGUCUUCCAAACUCUUAA
Carassius carassius (crucian carp) is the source of this 2183-nucleotide messenger RNA. RefSeq names its product RAD51 paralog B (gene rad51b). Bases 164 to 1444 code for a protein of 426 amino acids. Lineage: Eukaryota; Metazoa; Chordata; Actinopteri; Cypriniformes; Cyprinidae. Gene Ontology annotation, cellular component: Rad51B-Rad51C-Rad51D-XRCC2 complex. The record is from RefSeq and is a predicted model, not a curated record. The transcript has 11 exons. Gene Ontology annotation, biological process: double-strand break repair via homologous recombination. Gene Ontology annotation, molecular function: ATP-dependent DNA damage sensor activity; ATP binding; DNA binding.